UCUGGGUUAUCAGGGGCCAUUCUCUGGGUUAUCAGGGGCCAAUCUCUGGGAUAUCAGGGGCCAUUCUCUGGGUUAUCAGGGGCCAUUCUCUGGGUUAUCAGGGCCCAUUCCCUGUCAGAUUUAACAUGAUCAGGGGUGAUUUGUGGUAUAGAUUAUACAUAAACAUUGCGAUUAGGGGUUCAGAUUAUACAUGUUCAGAGGACAUUAGGGGUUAUAUUAUAAAUGAUAACAGUGUUUAGGAGUCAGAAUAUACAUCUUCUAGGAUCAUAUGGGGUUCAGAUUAUACAUGAUCAAAGUGAUUAGGAGUCAUAUCAUACAUUAUCAGAGAUCAUUAGGGGUUAUAUUAUUCAUAAUUAGGUGAAUUAGGGGUCAGAUAUAACAUGGGUCUAGUCAUAAAUGAUCAGGGGUUAGUACGUAUCAGAUUAUAUGUGAUCAGGGGUUAUUAAGGGUCAGAUUAUCUCAGGUUUGGAGUUAUUAGGGGUCUGGAGUAAAAACAAUUAUUCUGACAAAGACAAUUAAAUAAUCCACUCAAAGUUGAUAUAAUAAUUCCGACACUGUUUAAAAUAAUCCUGACAAAGUAGAUUCUGUAAUCCUGACAUCAUUGGUUAGAAUAAUCUUGACAAUUUUUGUUUAAUAAUCCUGAAAAGAUUAGAUAAUCUUGACAAAAUAAUUGUGACAAAGGAGAUUCAAUAAUCCAGACAAAGAAAAUAAAUAAUCCUGACUAAAUUGAUUAGAUAAUCAUGACAAAAUAGAUUAAAAUGAUGGAUUAAUUAUAAAUAAAUAUUAAAUCAACAGAAGGUAAGAGGAGAUUAAAUGUGGUUAGAAACUCUCCUUUGAUGUCAAAGAUCAAUAAAAGGAUCAGUUCUGUUGAACUCUGAAGAUCGUUCUGUACUCUGGUUUUAUUUUGAAAAGGAAUUAUUACAGACAUACUCUUAUCUUGAAAGGAAGGAGAGGAAAUGCCAUGUUAGGUGACAAGGUGAGCUGAAAGAAUGCAGCCGGCUGAAAGGAAGGAUCAGGAAGAAAAAGAGGCAGAAAAACAGGAUUAGAGAGGGAAAACACCAACGAAGAAGAAGGAGGGAGAAAACAAACAAGGAGAGGAGACGAACAUGUAAACAAUACAACAAGGAGGUGUAAAUAACAACAACAACAGAGAGGACAGGGUCUGGGUCUGCUGCUGCUGUCUGUCAAACAGGAUCCACAGAGGUGUGCUCAGGCCACGCCCCUUCAGGUAAGCACUGAGGUGUGUCUGUGUACAGGUCAGGACAUGCUAAGGUACAGCUGAGAGGAUCUGUGUGGAACAUUUAGACCAGAAAUACAAUAAAGAACAUGAACCACAGAAAUAGAGCUGUCAGCAAGAUCAUGUUCUCACGAGCAAACAUUAUGACUUAAAACAUCUAUAUCAGUCUAAUCCAUCACAUGUCUAACAUAUGUCCUGUCCAAUGUUCUCGCUGUCUUCAAGGGGCCAGAAAUGAACCAAGAAAAAAAAACUAAGACAAUUUUGAUAGAAAAUAAAUAAAUAAAUCAUUGUGAAAAGAGGAAGAGCCAAUAUAACUCUGUGAGCAGACCUGCAUCAGAAACUUAAUCUUUUGUUGUUCCUCUUACAGGGUGAUUUAUCAUAACGUAAUGUGAGUCGUUUUAGGGGUUUUAGAAUUAUAAAACAGACUGUCAUGAAAGAGGAGUGGGUGGGCUCCUAGGCUGGACCAGUAAAGGCCCCCUGGCUGAUGGGAAAUGUUUUGAAUUAAGAAUCUGAAGGAGCUGAAACAUCUGAACCAUUUCCUCCUCUCUCUGGUUUUAGUAAGAUGGUGGGUCCAACAGGAAAUCCCAACGCUGCCCCGUCUAAACAGCUUCCUGCUCGCCCUGAUGACACACUUCAACCCCACAGUCAGACCACAGCUCCCAAGGACAACAUGGAGGCAGAGACCUACAACAAACAGACUCCCAAAGAGAGCCAGGAGACUGCAGAGUGUCCAGAGAGGCCAGGAUCUACUAAAACCAUCACCAAGAAGGAGCCUAAACCAGGAUCAAAGAAAACCCAAUCACAAAGAAGACCAGAUCAGCAAAAACAGGAUCCUUCUUCAAAAAAGCAACAAAGACAAAGACAUAAAGGGUCUCCUUCAGUGGACCAGAAAAUAGCAAGUGGAGCAGAAAAACUGAGAGACAAAACAAAGGAAGUCCUACUUCCUCAGUCUGAACCAAAAACAGUCCCGUCCCCUGCAUCCAAAUUUAAAGAGGUCCCGUCUCCUACAUCUGAACCAAAAGAAGUCCUGUCUCCUACAUCUGAACCAAAUGAAGUCCAGUCUCCUACAUCUGUACCAAAAGAGGUCCUGUCUCCUACAUCUGAACUAAAAGAAGUCCUGUCUCCUACAUCUGAACCAAAAGGGGUCCCAUCUCCUACAUCUGAACCAGAAGAGGUCCUGUCUCCUACAUCUGAACCAAAAGGGGUCCCAUCUCCUACAUCUGAGCCAGAAGAGGUCCCGUCUCCUACAUCUGAACCAAAAGAAGUCCCGUCUCCUACAUCUGAACCAAAAGAAGUCCCGUCUCCUACAUCUGAACCAGAAGAGGUCCCAUCUCCUACAUCUGAACCAAAAGGGGUCCCGUCUCCUACAUCUGAACCAAAAGAGGUCCUGUCUCCUACAUCUGAACCAAAAGGGGUACCGUCUCCUACAUCUGAACCAAAUGAAGUCCCCUCUCCUACAUCUGAACCAAAAGGGGUCCCGUCUCCUACAUCUGAACCAAAUGAAGUCCCGUCUCCUACAUCUGAACCAAAAGAAGUCCCAGCUCCUACAUCUGAACUAAAAGAGGUCCAGUCCCCUACAUGGAAACCAAAAGCAGGCUUGUCUCCUACAUCUGAACCAAAAGAGGUCCUGUCUCUUAGAUCUGAACCAAAAGAGGUCCCGUCUCCUACAUCUGAACCAAACAAAGUCCUGUCUCCUACAUCUGAACCAAAAGAAGUCCCGAUUCCUAUAUCUGAACCAAACGAAGUCCCGUCUCCUACAUCUGAACCAAAAGGGGUCCAAUCUCCUACAUCUGAACCAAAAGAAGUCCCGGCUCCUACAUCUGAACUAAAAGAGGUCCAGUCCCCUAAAUGGAAACCAAAAGCAGGCCUGUCUCCUACAUCUGAACCAAAAGAACUCCUGUCCCCCACAUCUGAACCAAAAGAAGUCCCGGCUCCUACAUCUGAACUCAAAGAGGUCCAGUCCCCUACAUGGAAACCAAAAGCAGGCCUGUCUCCUACAUCUGAACCAAAAGAGGUCCUGUCUCUUAGAUCUGAACCAAAAGAGGUCCAGUUUCCUAGACCUGAACCAAAAGAAGUCCAGUUUCCUCUAUCUGAACCAAAAGAACUCCUGUCCCCCACAUCUGAACCAAAAGAAGUCCCGUCUCCUACAUCUGAACUCAAAGAGGUCCAGUCCCCUACAUGGAAACCAAAAGCAGGCCUGUCUCCUACAUCUGAACCAAAAGAGGUCCUGUCUCUUAGACCUGAACCAAAAGAGGUCCAGUUUCCUUCAUCUGAACCAAAAGAAGUCCAGUCUCCUAAACCUGAACCAAAAGAAGUCCUGUCUCCUACAUCUGAACCAAAAGAGGUCCUGUCUCUUAGACCUGAACCAAAAGAAGUCCAGUUUCCUUCAUCUGAACCAAAAGAGGUCCUGUCUCUUAGAUCUGAACCAAAAGAAGUCCAGUUUCCUACAUCUGAACUAAAAGAGGUCCCGUCCUCUAGAAAUAAAGAAGACAUGCCUCCUUCCGUAUCCUCGUCAAACUUUGUAGUCCAUCCUUCUAAGGAUCUGACCUCAGCUCCUCCCACUCCACCCAUCAGCACUGAAGUGUUCAGUGACCAUGUGAGGCCCUGCCCCCUGGGUCCUAUCUCAGGUGAACCGAAGCUGUGCGGUUACCUGGAGAAGCAGGGUGGGCCACUGAGGGCGUGGAAGCAGCGCUGGUUUACCUAUGAGGAGAGGAAGAACCAGCUGUUCUACUAUCGCACGCCGCAGGAUGUGACGCCACUGGGUCGGGUGGAACUUUGUAGUGCCAUCUUCACCUACCCUCUGGACGCUGAGAGAGGAACCUUCCACAUCACAACACCUGAACGCACUUUCAUACUCAAGGCCUUGACCCAGGAGGUCAUGCUUUAUUGGCUACAGCAGCUGCAGCUCAGACGGUGGACGCACCGAGAGAUGACUGCCAUGCCAGACACCAUCAACAACAACACUCCAGAUAAUUUCCUGCCUGUGUUGAGAAGCCCGCUGGGUCUGGUUGGGGAGGAUGCAGCGAAUGCAUCAUCACAUCGAACAUCCCUCUCCAACAUGUCGAUCAAACACCCGUUCAUUGAGCUCCAAAAUACAGUCUACAGUCUGCGUAAGAGGUCAUCUCAGGAGUGGACUCAGAGCGUGUUUCAUGUGGAGACGCCAUCACAGGCUCCACUGAGCUCCAACAACAGUACAGUCCCUGCAGCCAAUAGAAAUCCCAGUGAACCUCAGACUCCACCCCCUGCCCUCUCAUUGGCUGAGCCAGCUGGUCAACCGACUGCAGUGGAGCGUCGGAGGAAAAAGAGUCGCGGCUCCACCUCCAUGUUGCUUCUCCGUAGGGACACGGGAUCUUCAGAUCGAAUGAGUCGCCUCCUUCAGGACAAACAGAUGUUGCAGGAGGAAGUGAAGGCUCAGAAGGAGCACGUCUGGAUCCUCCAUAAAGCUCUGGAGGCCUCUCAGCUGGAGAAACGGACCUGUGCUGAGUUUCUGGCAGCCACAGAGGAGCAGGAGCGUUUGGAGAUUCUACGUCACCGCGAGCGUCACAUACACAACCUGAGAGAACAGGUGGAAAAGACCAGGGAGGAAGCAGAGUCAGCCAGGAGGAGUCAGGCUCAGAGUGAGGCCAGGGUGGUUGAACUGCAGGAGGACGUCAGACAGCUGGAGGAGAAAAACAAUGCACGGCAGGAGGUGAUCGUUAAACUGUCAAAUCAGCUGACAGCCUGCAUGGCAGAAAAACCUAUAGUCGGUGGAGGAGGUUUGGACUCUCAGGCACUCAGCCAGCUCCGCCAGCAGAUCGAGGACCUGAAAGAUGACCUGGCGGCCUAUAAGACUCAGAACCGUUACCUGAACUCAGAGAUCCAACAUCUGACUCGUCUGUGGAGGCGGAGCUCAGAGCAGGAGAAGACUCUGAUGGUGAAGUGUGCUCACUUGGAGGCAGGUAAUUGUCAGGUGGAGAGCAGGUACCUGAAUGUCCUUCGACAGCUGCAGGAGGUCAAGGCUCUGGAUCCAGUGCAGCAGGCAGCCGUCCAGCAGAUGAUCAAGGAUGCUCUAAAGGGAGAGAUGAAGACUGCCCUGAAGCCGACCAGGGCCAGAGAAUAUGAUGAAUACGGCUUUAAGAUCAUCCCUGACUAUGAAGUCGAGGACAUGAAGCUGCUCGCCAAAAUUCAGGCACUGGAGAUCCGCUCACACAACCUGCUGCACCAGGAAGGAGAAGAGCACCCCCUGGUGGCACGGUGGGCUCAGUACCUGGCUGGUCGGUCGGGCCAUGACCUCGUCCCCUCACCUGAGCUCAAAACUCUGCUGAGAGCCGGAGUCCCCCAGGUGUAUAGGCAGCAGGUGUGGAGCUGGUUAGUCCGAACCCGAACCAGGACUAUUAGGGAGCACCACCCACAGCGCUACAACCAGCUGUGUGAGAAGAGUCGGUUGUCUCCCCACUCAGCCAGCAGACAGAUCCAGCUUGACCUUCACCGCACCCUGGUCACCAAUCAGCACUUUUCCUCACCUUCUAGCUCCUCCCUCCAGCAGCUCAGACGCAUCCUCUUGGCCUUUUCCUGGCAGAACCCCCUGAUUGGCUACUGCCAGGGUCUCAACAGGUUGGCAGCCCUUGCUCUGCUUGUCCUUCAAAAUGAAGAGGAUGCCUUCUGGUGUCUGGUGGCCGUGGUGGAGAACAUCAUGCCUCAAGACUACUACACCAAGACACUGCUGGGCUCCCAGGCUGACCAGCGUGUACUAAAGGACUUGCUUUCAGAAAAGCUCCCUCGACUGUCAGCUCACUUUGACUCCCAUGGCGUGGACGUGUCUCUGAUCACUUUUAACUGGUUCCUCUGUGUGUUUGUGGAGAGUCUGCCCAGUGACAUCCUGCUGCCACUGUGGGACGCCUUCCUGUAUGAGGGCACCAAGGUGAUUUUCAGGUACACUUUGGCUCUUUUCAAAUAUAAAGAAGAUGCCAUCCUGAAGAUCCAUGACGGCGUGGAGCUCUACCAGUACCUACGAUUCUUUACCAAGACCAUCUCUGACAGCAGGAAGCUGAUCAACAUCGCCUUCAGCAACAUGAACCCAUUCCCUGGUCGCAUGCUGAGGAACAGACGAGGGUUUCACCUGGAUCGCCUGCAAGGGGAGCUGCGAGAGUUGGAAGAGCAGCAGAGAGAAUUUGUGAUGGAGAGCGGUGAGCAUAAAGACAAAGAGCUGGACGCUGGUGUGAGCGAGGAUGAGGACCUUUGACACCACUAUGUUUGCUGACCUGUUUCUGGACAUUAAAUUUGAUAGAAACAGGGAGGUUAAAGCCCUCAAAAAAGGACAUUAAAACAACAUACAGGCCACAAUUCACUAUUUAAGCUGAAAAAAAUCAACUAUAUUUAAAAUAUAAAAAUGAACGAUAAGAAAUGAGUACUACAACCUCCAUUAUUAGAACACAGAUAUACCAACAAUCUUUUUGUUACUACUGCUGUUGUUGUGUUUACUACUGCUGGAAAUGUGUUUACUACUGCUGUAAAAAUGUUUACUACUGCUAUAAAAAUGUUUACUACUGCUAUAAAUAUGUUUACUACUGCUAUAAAUAUGUUUACUACUGCUGUAAAUGUGUUCACUGCUGCUGUAAAUAUGUUUACUACUGCUGCAAAUGUGUUUACUUCUGCUGUAAAGGUUACAGCCAUUGUAAAGGUACAGUUGUGUUGUUAGAGAGCCACUGUGAUGGACACAAGACUUUUAUCAUUGCCAUGGAAACAGUGGAUAUGAGGCCAGAGACUACUACAGAAAAAUUCAUGAAUACUGGAAGCUGCUGUCCUGUUGCUGUACCUUUGUCAUGGUUUGUGCUGCUGACUCUUGUGGACCAGGAUCAUGAUGAAACUUCAUAUCCGACUCAGCACUUCUGCUUUAUGAGGAGAGUUAAAGAGUGUGAGAGACUUAAAGGAUUGUUGAAAAUUCUAUUUACAUUCAUAGCCACUGUUACAACCUUUGUUAGACUUUGUUUGACUUUUACAGCAGAGCUGUACUGUGGUUAUCCAGACACAAAGAACACACUUAAGUGCAUCCAACUAUCCAUCCUCAGUGAUGACCUGAAAUCAGAACUCACUGUCCCACCUUAUGCUUAUAACAAUGUGUGAAAGAGAAACUGUUAGAUAGCGCUAACUUUCAUCUCAUAGAUGAUGAAUUAUACAAAAUCAUUAUUAGAUCAAAAUAUACGACAACCUUUCCCUCAUGUUUACAGUCCUUUGAUUGGAAAAGUGGGUGGAACUGGUGAGAAGCUCUACCUACUUUUCCACAAGUUCCCAACUACGCCAUUGCAAUGUCAUCCUUUGAUAAAAGAUCUUUAAAAAUAAUAAACAUUCAAUCCUC
Molecule: messenger RNA, 7571 nt
Organism: Cheilinus undulatus (humphead wrasse)
Lineage: Eukaryota; Metazoa; Chordata; Actinopteri; Labriformes; Labridae
Gene: tbc1d2
Product: TBC1 domain family, member 2
Exons: 16
Coding region: 1800-6458 (1552 amino acids)
Source: RefSeq, a predicted model, not a curated record